AUGACGGAUGUGAGAAAGUGGGGUCUACUGGUGUGGGGCGUACCGGUGUGGGGCGUACCGGUGUGGGGGCGUACCGGUGUGGGGCGUACCGGUGUGGGGGCGUACCGGUGUGGGGCCUACCGGUGUGGGGCCUACCGGUGUGAUGCCUACCGCUGUGGGGCCUACCGGUGUGAUGCCUACCGGUGUGGGGCCUACCGGUGUGGGGUCUACCGGUGUGGGGCCUACCGGUGUGGGGCCUACCGGUGUGGGGCCUACCGGUGUGGGGUCUACCGGUGUGGGGUCUACCGGUGUGGGGCCUACCGGUGUGGGGCCUACCGGUGUGGGGCCUACCGGUGUGGGGUCUACCGGUGUGGGGCCUACCGGUGUGGGGCCUACCGGUGUGGGGUCUACCGGUGUGGGGCCUACCGGUGUGGGGUCUACCGGUGUGGGGCCUACCGGUGUGGGGUCUACCGGUGUGGGGUCUACCGGUGUGGGGCCUACCGGUGUGGGGCCUACCGGUGUGGGGCCUACCGAUGUGGGGGCCUACCGGUGUGGGGCCUACCGGUGUGGGGCCUACUGGUGUGGGGCCUACUGGUGUGGGGCCUACUGGUGUGGAGUCUACCGGUGUGGGGCGUGCCAGCUUCUCUCUCCCUCUCUCCCUCCCUCCGUGUAGGAGAGCGUCUGUUCCCCCCUCCGUCUGGUCUAAGCUACUCUACGUGGUUCUGUGUGGAGAGGUUCAGCUCUGCCCCCCACACCCACCCUGUCCGUCUGCUGACGGUGGUCCGACGGGCCACAUCCUCAGAACAACACUAUAUCUGUCUGGCCGUGGUUCUGUCUGCUAAGGACCGGUCCCUGACGGUGUCCACCAAGGAGGAGCUGCUGCAGAGCUACGUGGAUGAUUUCAGCGAGGAGUCUUCGUUCUUCGAGGUUCUGCCGUGCUGCGCCAGGUUCCGCUGCGGAGAGCUGAUCGGAGAGGGUCAGUGGCACCACCUGCUGUUAGUCAUGAGUAAAGGCAUGUUGAAAAACAGCAUGGCCACGCUGUACAUCGACGGACAACUGUUCCAAACCACCAAGCUCCACUACAUCCACAGUUCUCCUGGUGGUUCUGGGAGCACCAACCCUCCUGUGGUCAGCACCGUGUACAGCUACAUAGGCACGCCCCCUGCCCAGAGACAGCUGUCCAAUCUGGUGUGGCGCCUGGGGCCCACACACUUCCUGGAGGAGGGGCUUCCUGCUGCCAGCGUCGCGGCGGUGUACGAGCUCGGACCCAACUACACAGGCAGCUUUCAGGCCGUCUACCUGCUCUGUAAAGACUCUAAGACUGGAGAGCCUUCAUGUCCAGUCGCCCUGGUCCCAGAGGAGAAGGUAUCCUUCAGCCUGUACGCCCUCUCUGUCUCUGCCCUCACCGUGGCCAAGAUACGCAAGGUCUACAACAAGCUGGACAGCAAGGCCAUCGCUAAACAGUUGGCUGUGUCGUCUCAUGAGAAUGCCACUCCGGUCAAGCUGAUCCACAACGCGGCCGGUCACCUCAACGGUCCAGCACGCACCAUAGGAGCAGCUGUCAUUGGAUACCUGGGUGUGCGUGCGUUCGUCCCCAAGCCUGUGGCGACCAACCUGCAGUACGUGGGCGGGGCGGCGGCCAUUUUGGGCCUGGUUGCCAUGGCGCAGGACGUUGAGGGUCUCUACGCGGCCGUCAAGGCGAUGGUGUGCGUCGUCAAGAGCAACCCGCUGGCCAGCAAGGAGAUGGAGCGCAUCAAAGGCUACCAGCUGCUGGCCAUGUUGUUGAAGAAAAAGCGUCACCUGCUGAACAGCCACAUCCUGCACCUGACCUUUUCCCUGGUGGGAACAGUAGACAGCGGCCACGAGACCUCCAUCAUACCCAACACCACCGCCUUCCAGGACCUGCUCUGUGACUUCGAGGUGUGGCUCCAUGCACCCUACGAACUGCACCUGUCCCUGUUCGAACACUUUAUAGAGCUCCUCACUGAGUCCAGUGAGGCAGCGAAGAACGCUAAGUUGUUACGAGAGUUCCAGCUGAUUCCCAAGCUGCUGUUAACCCUGAGAGACACGUCUCUGUCUCAGCCCACCAUCUCUGCUAUCAGCAACGUUUUGAGUCUGCUACUGCAAGGGUUCCCCAACCCAUAUGACCUGCUACGGUUUGGCCAGUUCAUCUCAUCCACCCUGCCAACCUUUGCUGUGUGUGAGAAGUUUGUAGUGAUGGAGGUCAACAACGAGGAGAAGAUAGAUGGAGGUAAUGAUGAAGACCUUGGGGGUCUUCUGUCGGCCAACCUGAUCCUGUUGAGGAACAGACUGCUAGACAUCCUUCUCAAACUGCUCUUCACCACCAAGGAGAAAUGCGCCGUCAACGCACAGGCAUGUGAGGAGUUGGUGCGUACCCUGGGCUUCGACUGGUUGUUGAUGUUCACGGAGGAGCACCUCCACUCCAGCAGUGUAACAGCAGCUCUGUGGAUCCUGGUGGUUCUCCUCAGUAACCAGCCCAUACUGACCAGGUUCAAAGAGGGACUGACCGGAGGCGAAUGGCUGGACCACACUGACUCUGUCCUCACCAACAAGAUUGGCACCGUGAUGGGCUUCAACGUGGGCCGCAGCGCCGGCGGUCGCUCCACGCUACGGGAGAUCAACCGAGACGCCUGCCAUUUCCCAGGGUUUCCUGUUCUGCAGACGCUGCUGCCGAAACACACCAACGUCCCCGAGCUCUACUUCCUGCUGAUGGCCCUGUUCCUGCAACAACCCGUCACAGAGCUGCCGGACAGCCUCCAGGUACAUUUUGACCUGGACUCUAUCUGGACCUUUAUCUUUGGGGUCCCUGCUUCCAGCGCCACCAUAGUGGGAUCCAUCCACAGUGUCUGCACCGAGGCUGGCUUCCUGUUACUGGGGAUGCUGAGGAGCAUGCUCAACCUGCCGUGGCAGUCUGAGGAAGAGGGUUCGUGGCUGAGGGAGUACCCGGUGACUCUGAUGCAGUUCUUCAGGUACCUGUAUCACAACGUCCCAGACCUGGCCCCAAUGUGGCACAGCCCAGAGUUCCUGUGUGUCCUGGCUGCCUCAGUCUUCCCCUUCAACAUCAGGCCCUACUCUGAGAUGGUGAGUGACCUGGAUGACGAAGCAGGGUCACCAACGGAAGAAUUCAAGGCCUUCACCGCCGACACGGGCAUGAACCGUAGCCAAUCGGAAUACUGCAACGUGGGUUCGAAGACCUACCUGACCAAUCAUCCGGCCAAGAAGUAUGUGUUUGACUUCAUGAAGGUGCUGAUCAUGGACAACCUGUGUCUGACUCCGGCCAACAAGCAGACGUCCACCAUAGACCUACUGUUAGAGGCGUCCCCAGAGCGCUCCACCAGGACUCAGCAGAAAGAGUUCCAGUCCCACAUCCUGGACUCUGUCAUGGAACACCUGCUGGCUGCUGAUGUCCUCCUAGGUGAGGAUGCAUCCUUGCCCAUCACCAUUGGAGGGAGCUACCAGGUGCUGGUGAACAACGUGCUCUACUUCACACAGCGCGUGGUGGACAAGCUGUGGCAGGGCAUGUUCAACAAGGAGUCCAAGAUGGUGGUGGAGUUUAUAGUGCAGCUUAUAGGACAGUCCAAGAGGAGGUCGCAGAGUCUGUCUCUGGACUCUCUCUACCACUGUCUGAACCGUACGGUCCUGUACCAGCUGUCUCGACCUCACAAGACCGUACCUCAGCAGGUAGCUCUGCUGGACUCUCUACGGGUGUUGACUGUCAACCGUAACCUGGUACUGGGACCGGGCAACCACGACCAGGAGUUUGUAGCCUGUCUGGCUCACUGCUUCAUCAACCUGCACGUUGGGAGUAGUGUGGAGGGUUUUGGUUUGGAGGCAGAGGCUCGUAUGACCACCUGGCACGUCAUGAUGCCCGCUGAGAAUGGACCUGAUAACAGACACAGCCAGGAAGUUAGCGAAGGUCGCCAGCUGCUGCUGAAGGCAGUAAACCGUGUGUGGACAGAGCUGAUGCACAGCAAAAGACCCAUGUUGGAGGACAUCUUUAAGGUGUCCCUCCCCACCAACGACAGAGGACAUGUAGAUAUCAGCACCGCUCGGCCUGCCCUGGAGGAACCUGCCCUGAAGAGCUGGCAGAACCACCUGGUCCAUGAGAAGAAGUGUAUUAGCAGAGGGGAGUCGGUGGCUCCGGCCAGCCAGUCCAAGCUGUCUCGGGUCAGUAGUGGUUUUGGUCUGUCCAAGUUGACCGGCGCUCGACGCAACAAGAAGGAAAACUCCCUGAACAAGAACAACCUUUCUGCACAGGAGACGUUCCAGUGGAUGUUCACCCACAUAGCGGUGGUCAGGGACCUGGUGGCCAUGCAGUAUAAAGAGUACCAGGAGAGGCAGCAGAAUGUCCUAAAAUACGUGACAGAGGAGUGGUCGUCUAUAGAGUAUGAGCUGCUGAGAGAGCGGGGCCUCUGGGGGCCCCCCAUCGGAUCCCACCUGGACAAGUUCCUACUCGAGAUGACCGAGGGGCCCUGUCGCAUGAGGAAGAAGAUGGUCCGCAAUGAUAUGUUCUACAUACAUUACCCAUACGUCCCCGAGCCUGAACCCAGCACUAAUGGCCAAGUACAGAAGCCGGUGCGUUACCGCCGAGCGAUAAGCUACGACAGUAAGGAGUACUACAUGAGACUGCUGUCAGGGAACCCUGGGAUGUAUCAGCACUCUAUAGAGCAGGACACUGAGGGAGAGACCACUCAGCAUGAACCUGGAGAGGUGCACGGAGAGGACACCAUCGCCAGAGUCAAAGGUCUGGUGAAGGCCCCUCUGAAGAGGUCACGCUCCACCACGGACAGAGCCGAUGAGGAACAAGACCUGCUCCAGGAACAGAUCUUAGAGUCAGGAGGUCUGGACGAGGAACAGAGGACAGACAACACAUCACUGCUACGACUACUGGAGGAGGGAGAGAAGAUCCAACACAUGUACCGGUGUGCGCGGGUGCAGGGUCUGGACACUAGCGAGGGGCUGCUCCUGUUCGGGAAGGAGCACUUCUAUGUCAUCGACGGUUUCACCAUGACCGUCAGCAGAGAGAUCAGAGACAUCGAGACGCUGCCCGCCAAUCUUCAUGAGACCAUCAUCCCCAGAGGUGCGAGGCAGGGUCAGAGCCAGCUGAAGAGGACCUGUAGCAUCUUCGCUUACGAGGACAUUAAGGAGGUCCACAAGAGACGAUACCUGCUGCAGCCCAUGGCUGUGGAGGUGUUCUCAGGAGAUGGGAGGAACUAUCUGCUGGCCUUCCAGAAAGGAGUCCGUAACAAGGUGUACCAGAGGUUCCUCGCUGUGGUUCCCUCUCUGGCUGACAGCUCAGAGUCCGUCUCAGGACAAAGGCCCAAUACCAGCGUAGAGCAGGGGUCUGGGCUACUCAGCACUCUGGUAGGAGAGAAAUCUGUCACCCAAAGAUGGGAGCGUGGGGAGAUCAGUAACUUCCAGUAUCUGAUGCAUCUCAACACCCUGGCUGGUCGCUCCUACAACGACCUGAUGCAGUACCCUGUCUUCCCCUGGAUCCUGGCUGACUACGACUCUGAGGAGUUGGACCUAAACAACCCACGGACGUUCCGUAACCUGGCUAAACCAAUGGGAGCCCAGACAGACGACAGGCUGACCCAGUACAAGAAGAGGUUCAAGGACUGGGAGGACCCUACCAGUGAGACCCCAGCGUAUCACUACGGUACACACUACUCCUCAGCCAUGAUCGUGGCGUCCUACCUGAUCCGCAUGGAACCUUUCACUCAGAUCUUUCUCAGGCUUCAGGGAGGUCACUUUGACCUGGCUGACAGGAUGUUCCACAGCGUGCGUGAGGCCUGGCUCUCUGCCUCCAAACACAACAUGGCUGACGUCAAGGAGCUCAUCCCGGAGUUCUUCUACCUGCCAGAGUUCAUGCUCAACUCUAACAACUUUGACCUGGGUGCCAAACAGAAUGGGAUUCGACUAGGAGACGUCCUUCUGCCUCCAUGGGCCAAGGGAGACCCCCGAGAGUUCAUCAGAGUCCAUCGACAGGCUCUGGAGUGUGACUACGUAUCGUCCCACCUCCAUGAGUGGAUCGACCUGAUCUUUGGCUUCAAGCAGCAGGGUCCUCCUGCGGUGGAGGCAGUCAAUGUGUUCCACCACCUGUUCUACGAGGGCCAGGUGGACAUCUACAACAUCAACGACCCCCUCAAGGAGACCGCCACCAUCGGGUUCAUCAACAACUUCGGACAAAUCCCCAAGCAGUUGUUUAAGAAGCCCCACCCUCCGAAGCGUGUACGUAGUAAGUCUAACGGGGAGAUGGCAGGGGGCGUGCCUGUCUCUCUCUCCUCAACCACUGACAAGAUCUUCUUCCAUCAUCUGGACAACCUCAGACCCUCGCUAGCCCCCGUCAAAGAAAGGAGAGAGCCAGUGGGCCAGAUCGUGUGUACUGAGAAGGGCAUUCUGGCUGUGGAGCAGAAUAAAGUCCUCCAACCUCCUGUCUGGAACAAGACCUUUGCCUGGGGUUACGCUGAUCUCUCCUGCAGACUGGCCAACUAUGAGUCCGACAAGGCGGUGGUGGUGUAUGAGUGUCUGUCAGAGUGGGGUCAGAUCCUGUGUGCCAUCUGCCCCAACCCCAAGCUGGUCAUCACCGGGGGAACCAGCACUGCCAUCUGUGUCUGGGAGACGGGCACAUCCAAGGAGAGGGCCAAGACCCUCACACUCAAACAGGCGUUGCUGGGCCAUACAGACACAGUAACCUGUCUGACAGCCUCGUCAGCGUAUCACAUCCUGGUGUCUGGUUCUAGAGACAGGACCUGCAUCAUCUGGGACCUCAACAAACUCUCCUUCGUCACACAGCUCAGAGGACACAGGGCCCCCGUCUCCGCCCUUUGCAUCAACGAACUCACGGGAGACAUAGUGUCUUCAGCGGGCACCUACAUCCAUGUGUGGAGCAUCAACGGCAGUCCCAUAGCCAGCGCCAACACCUUCACAGGCCGCUCACAGCAGAUCCUCUGUUGCUGCGUGUCAGAGAUGAACGAAUGGGACACGCAGAACGUCAUCGUCACCGGACACUCCGACGGCGUCGUCAGGUUCUGGAGGAUGGAGUUCCUACAAGUCCCAGAAACCCCUGCUCCAGAGCCCAUCGAGCCCCCUGAUGUAACUGACUGCUGUACAGAGGACAAGCUGGCAGAGGGACCCGAGAGCCAGAACGCUGACGACGACAGCAGCGAAUCAGACGGAGACGAGCCCUGCCUCAGCACAGAGUCCAAACCCUCCCCUCUGCCCAACGCUGCAGCUGGGGGAGGAGCUGGAUCGGUUGGGGGAGGAUCAGGCAGCCAACCAGGCAGCACCGUCCACAGACCCAAAGUUCCUAGGGGUCCCGGUGCCCCCGGGGGUCGGCCAGGGGCCUCCUGGUCAGUGGACAGCGGGUCAGAUGACUCCCGACGUUGGUCAGACACCCUCAGCCUGGACGAGAAGGACGGCUUUGUGUUCGUCAACUACUCCGAGGGACAGACGGGACAGACACCCCUCAAACCAGGGGUCCACCCUCACCCCCAGCUUCACCCUCCGCACCCCAUAGCUGGCCAUGGGGGGGUCCCCCAGCCCGUACACCCCACCACCAUGGAGGCACGGCCCUAUAACCAGCUCAGAGCAGGCUACAGAUGGGAGCGACAGCUGGUGUUCCGUAGUAAACUGACCAUGCACACUGCAUUCAACCGGAAGGACAACGCUCACCCAGCCGAGAUCACAUCCCUCGCCAUCUCCAAGGACCACAGUAAGAUCCUGGUGGGUGAUGGUCGUGGCAGAGUGUUCAGCUGGUCGGUGAGUGACCAGCCUGGUCGUUCUGCUGCAGACCACUGGGUGAAGGACGAGGUUGUGGACAGCUGUUCUGGCUGUACCGUACGUUUCUCCCUCACAGAGAGACGUCACCACUGCAGGAACUGUGGACAGCUCUUCUGUCAGAAGUGUAGUCGUUUCCAGUCUGAGAUCAAGCGUCUGAAGAUCUCAUCCCCGGUGAGGGUCUGUCAGAACUGUUACUAUAACCUGCAGCACGAGCGCAGCGCUGAGGACGGAUGCAGAAACUAACCAAGGUCCUCGGUCCCACACCACUACAGCGGAAAGCCUAUGUUGUGCCCGUUCUCUCUCUCGCACACACACACACCCCCACCCCCACACAAAUACCCCCAAAAAUACCCCACCUGUGCACCCCUCUACACACACCUGUCCAGUAACCACAUGUAACGCACUGAAUGACAUAGAC
Messenger RNA from Oncorhynchus tshawytscha (Chinook salmon), 8200 nucleotides. RefSeq names its product WD repeat and FYVE domain containing 3 (gene wdfy3). Lineage: Eukaryota; Metazoa; Chordata; Actinopteri; Salmoniformes; Salmonidae. The transcript is spliced from 52 exons. Bases 1 to 8025 code for a protein of 2674 amino acids. The record is from RefSeq and is a predicted model, not a curated record. Gene Ontology annotation, molecular function: metal ion binding; protein binding.